AGAAAAGUCCUAUUUGCAAUGGCUGUUGCUUGGCUUCUCAUCUUCUUCUUCGUAACAUUUGUGGACUGUGAAUGCCUCGAUGAUCAAAAACAAUUGUUACUCGAGCUGAGGAGUGAGUUAAUCUUCAAUGUUUCCGACUCCCCUGAUUUAGUGAUGUGGAAUGCGACGGAAACACAUGAUUGUUGCCAAUGGCACGGCGUGGAAUGUGAUGGCGCUGGCCGCGUUGUCACCUUGGGCCUCGCCUACAACGCCAUCUCCGGCGGAAUCGAUUCCGACGAGUAUUCAUCGCCUCACAAAUUUGCGGCGACUCUAUUUGGGUUACGCUGGUUUCAUCGGACCAAUUCCGUCCACGCUCUCCAACCUAACAAACCUAAUUGAGCUGGAGUUGACUGGUAAUUUUCUCACUGGUUCACUUCCUUCGUUUUAUAUGUGCAGCAAACUUGAAUUCAUAGGGCUUAGAGAUAAUAAUCUGAUAGGAUCUGUUGAGCACUUGCAUUUUGAAGGUCUGAUAAGCCUCUCUCUGUUAGAUUUAAGUGGAAAUUCAUUGAGCGGCAGUGUUCCUCACCAACUCUUUACCCUGCCUUCGAUUCAUGCUCUUUAUCUAUCCAAUAAUCGAUUCAAUGGAAAAAUCGAAGAGUUUACAAUUGUAAACGUCUCUAAUCUUGCUGAGUUAGAUUUGAGUGGUAAUAGGAUAGAAGGUUCUAUCCCUAAUUCCUUCUUCCAGCUUCGAAGCCUUAACUCUCUUCGCCUUUCCCACAACUUGUUCAAUGGCAGUUUUCAGCUACAAAAGAUUCAAAACCUUCGAAGGCUUACUGGCCUUGAUCUUUCUUACAACAAUUUGUCAGUUGAAACAACCAACAUGAGUUCAAUUCCCCAGUUAACAAGCCUCAGCCUCUCAUCCUGCAAUCUCCAUGGUUUUCCAAAUCUUACGAGUCAGUCGUCUUUGUAUGAUUUGGACCUCUCCAACAAUCGUAUUGGUGGGGAUAUUCCAAGUUGGAUUUGGGAACUUGGGAUUGGAAUGUUGAACCUUUCUCUGAAUCUUCUCACAGAUCUGCAAAAGCCUUAUCGUAUUCCUUCCUUUCGACUCCUAGACUUGCAUUCUAACCAGCUGUAUGAGUUGCCCUUGCUCCCAGUUUCUUUCAAUUCCCUUUUGCUAGGAAACAAUAGCCUAACAGGAGUAAUACCAGCCUCCAUCUGCAAUGCAUCCGACAUUACAGUUCUCGACUUGUCUUCCAAUAACUUAAGUGGUACCAUACCUCCUUGCCUACUCAAAAAGAAUGUUGUGAGUGAAGUGCUCGAUCUUAGGGGAAACAACAUUGAUGGUGUUAUCCCGGAUCAGUUUUCUAGUGAGUGUCAGCUGAAAACCUUUGAUGUUAGUCACAACAAGUUAGGGGGGAAGAUUCCAAAAUCUCUGGCAAAUUGUAAAGAACUAGUGGUCAUGGAUGUUGGAAACAACAACCUUGAUGAUGGUUUCCCUUGCACGCUGCCGUUGAGCUUGCAAGUCCUCGUGCUGCGCUCCAACAGAUUCCAUGGAGACUUGAGAUGCCAUCAGAGUUGGCCAAAUCUUCAAAUUUUGGAUAUAUCUUCGAAUAAUUUCAGUGGCACUCUGGAUCCACUGAACUUCACAAGUUGGAGAGGGAUGAUGAUGCUAGAACGUGUGAGGGCCGGCCGCCAGUCCUUUUUAGAAAGUGUAUACUCGUACUACCGGAAUGAGCUGACAUUAACAAUCAAAGGGUUAGAGGUGAAGCUUGUGAAGAUUUGGCCUGACUUUACAUCCAUUGACUUGUCUUGCAAUCACUUUGAAGGAGAAAUACCAGAUGCUAUUGGUAACCUUAACUCACUCUAUCUUCUCAACUUAUCUCACAAUGCUCUAACUGGUGCUAUCCCAAGAUCAUUGGGUGGCUUGACGGGCCUCGGAUCACUCGACCUCUCUGCAAACCAGCUCAGGGGGAGAAUACCAGAGGAGCUCGCGAAGCUCACAUUCCUUUCAGUCUUGAAUGUGUCUCACAAUGAUAUCACAGGAAUGAUCCCAACUGGCACUCAGUUCCAAACGUUUUCGGCAGAUUCGUUUGAAGGGAACAACGGGUUAUGUGGCUUCCCACUCAACAGAAGUUGCAGCAACACUAGUCAUGGAAGUGGUUCAACACCAUCAAAAUCAAAGCAUGAGGAGAUAGAGUGGGAAUAUGUGUUUGUUGCUCUUGGUUAUGUUGUGGGAUUAGGAAGCAUUGUUUGGACAUUUUUAUGCUGCAGAAGGUUAAGAGAAAGAUACUUUGAGAAAAUAGAAGAGGUUGUUGAUGAGAUAUUGGAUCGGAAAGCCAGGAGAAGAAGAGUAGAGAGGAGGAAUGAGGUUAGGAGACGUCAUCAGCGAGUGUGAAGUUUCCUUUUAGCAAUGUGUGUUUCUCUCUAAUUCUCUAUUGUAUAUUUGUGUAACAUUUUCGGUUUAUAAAUUGAUAAAUGUAAUGCAAUGUAGGGUUGUGUAUGGAUGAAUUUGCAAGUUCUUAUAAAGUUUGAUGUUAUAUGAAA
This is a messenger RNA of Salvia miltiorrhiza (redroot sage), 2523 nucleotides long. RefSeq names its product receptor-like protein 33. The transcript is spliced from 2 exons. Lineage: Eukaryota; Viridiplantae; Streptophyta; Magnoliopsida; Lamiales; Lamiaceae. The record is from RefSeq and is a predicted model, not a curated record. Bases 161 to 2374 code for a protein of 737 amino acids. Gene Ontology annotation, molecular function: protein binding.